This is a messenger RNA of Fragaria vesca subsp. vesca, 1146 nucleotides long. RefSeq names its product xyloglucan endotransglucosylase/hydrolase protein 9-like. Gene Ontology annotation, molecular function: xyloglucan:xyloglucosyl transferase activity; hydrolase activity, hydrolyzing O-glycosyl compounds. The record is from RefSeq and is a predicted model, not a curated record. Gene Ontology annotation, cellular component: cell wall; apoplast. Gene Ontology annotation, biological process: xyloglucan metabolic process; cell wall biogenesis. The transcript has 4 exons. NCBI's taxonomy places the organism in Eukaryota, Viridiplantae, Streptophyta, Magnoliopsida, Rosales, Rosaceae. Bases 72 to 953 code for a protein of 293 amino acids.
ACAGACUCUGAGCUUCUCACUCUCACUCUUCUCUACUAUUCCAAAGCUCCUGAGCUCUUUCUUCUUCUUCAAUGGCUUCUGCCUCUUUGUUUUUGAGUGUCAUUUUGGGUCUCUCAUUGUUUUUGGGUCCGGUUAGCUCGGCCAAAUUCGAUGAGCUUUUCCAGCCUUACUGGGCUUCUGACCAUUUCACAUACGAGGGCGAGCUUCUCCAUAUGAAGCUCGACAAUUAUUCUGGAGCUGGAUUCUCAUCCAAGAACAAGUACAUGUUCGGGAAAGUGACCGUACAGAUUAAGCUCGUAGAGGGUGACUCUGCCGGAACUGUCACUGCUUUCUAUAUGUCAUCGGACGGUCCACUGCAUAAUGAGUUUGAUUUCGAGUUUCUGGGCAACACUACAGGGGAGCCUUACUCUGUUCAGACCAACCUCUACAUCAAUGGCGUUGGCAACAGAGAGCAAAGGCUCGACCUUUGGUUCGACCCAACUACGGACUUCCACUCCUACUCCAUUUUCUGGAACCAGCGCCAAGUAGUAUUUCUAGUAGACGAGACUCCGAUUAGGGUACACACCAACAUGGAAAGCAAGGGGUUGCCCUUCCCCAAGGACCAGGCUAUGGGGGUGUACAGCUCAAUCUGGAACGCUGACGACUGGGCCACACAGGGCGGGAGGGUCAAGACCGAUUGGUCCCAUGGACCCUUUGUUGCAUCUUACAAAGGCUUUGACAUCAAUGCCUGUGAGUGCCCGGCUUCCGUGGCUGGAGCCGAAAACGCCAAGAAGUGCAGCAGCAGCAAUGGAGACAAGAAGUACUGGUGGGAUGAGCCUGUGCUGUCCGAGCUUAACGUCCACCAGAACCACCAGCUGGUUUGGGUUAAGAACCACCACAUGGUCUAUGACUACUGCACUGAUAGUGCUAGGUUCCCAGUCACUCCAGUCGAGUGUGUGCACCACCGUCACUAGGGUUUGCAGAAGGGGUGGUAAAAUGGGAACAUGGAAUGUUGUGUAAAAAGGAUCGGGGUGAAGAAAAAAAAAAACACAUAAGACAUGUACUCCAUGUUGGAUUGGUUCCCAUUUUUUGGUUACUUGGUUAUGAUUUUAGUUUGUAAGAUAGGGAACGAUGAGCAUCAAUGUGAAAUAUGAAUUUCCUUUUACC